AAGUUCUCUCCUCCUACCCUGACCCUCCGUGUGUAGAGAGGAAGAGUCAAUUAGCAUGUAUGCGUCGCUGGUGGCUAAAACACGCAGAAACAAACUUAUUUUCAGACGGGACUCAUAUGGAGGACAUGAAGUCUGGCGUGUCCUGCUUGGACGUCGACGCGUCGAGUCGCCUCGCUUGUGAAACGUCACGGCUGGCCGGACAAUAGCCCCUCUGAAGCUAGUUAGCUUAGCUUAUCUAGGAGGAGGCCACUAAUUAUAUUACACGUCGUCAUUUUACUGUCUCUGGGAGUUUGCUGAACUUGUUUGGGAAGGCAGGCCUGCAGAGUUCUGGGUGUGUCUAUUUGUCUCCAAAAGUUUUCAUUUUUCUUGGAGGGGUUCGAUUUAGCCGCAGCGCUCAAAGUGCAGCUAUGGUGGACUUCAGCACUAUCAGCCUGCUGUCUCUUGCCAUGCUGGUGGGCUGCUAUGUGGCCGGGACCAUUCCCUUGGCGGUCAACUUCUCCGAGGAGAAGCUAAAGCUCGUCACCGUGUUGGGAGCAGGACUCCUGUGCGGCACGGCCCUCGCAGUCAUCAUUCCCGAAGGCGUUCAUGCUCUUUACGAGGAGAUCCUGGAAGGCCCAGGGGGCGGGCACCAUGGCCCCAGCCAGGUUGGCGUAGUCGCUGAGGCGUCGGAACCCAAAGGCGAAGCGGCGGCGGAGGCUCUGCUGAGUGUGGAAGGCCACCACGAACACAGCCACGAGCAGCUACACGCCUGCAUUGGCGUCUCGCUGGUGCUGGGCUUCGUCUUCAUGCUGCUGGUAGACCAGAUCGGCUCGUCGCACAUGCACAGCGCUGAAGAUUCAGAAUCAGCCAGAGUAUCGUCCUCUAAAAUUACCACCACCCUCGGAUUAGUGGUGCAUGCUGCUGCUGACGGCGUGGCCCUCGGAGCCGCUGCCUCCACGUCUCAAACCAGCGUCCAGCUUAUCGUUUUUGUCGCCAUCAUGCUACACAAGGCUCCCGCUGCGUUCGGCCUGGUGUCUUUUCUCAUGCACGCUGGGCUGGAAAGGAAUCGAAUCCGAAAGCACCUGCUGGUCUUUGCCCUGGCCGCUCCUGUCCUGGCCAUGCUCACUUUCCUUGGACUCAGCCAGAGCAGCAAGGAGGCGCUGUCUGACAUCAAUGCCACCGGUGUCGCUAUGCUCUUUUCUGCUGGCACUUUCCUGUACGUGGCAACUGUGCACGUGUUGCCCGAGGUAGGCGGCGUUGCGGGCCACAGCCACGGAACGCCAGGCGGCAACGGCGGCAAGGGUCUGAGUAAGGUAGAGGUGGGCGCCCUGGUACUGGGCUGCCUUAUUCCUCUUCUCCUGUCAGUCGGCCACCACCAUUAGGAGGAGGGUGAAAACAAACGACUUGUAAAUGUGGAACUUUAUGAUCACGGCAGUUUUUUUUUUUUUUUUUUACUGUACAGAUUUCUUCAACACAGUGACUUUUAAGUGCCAUAAUAGCUUGAACUCCGCUGCUUCCGGGACAUGUUUGUACAUUUUGCUGCCCUUCGCUGAUUAGAGCGACUCCAUCGGCGUAAAUACAAGAGAUUACUAUAUCUGGACUCUGUGGCUAAAUUUGCUUAAAUAUGUAAAGUGUAGUCACCUAAAGUUAAGACUUUUUCCACUUUUGGAUUGAGGAACUUUAGAAACAUUUAAGGUUCUUUGUGUGUGUGUGUGUGUAUGUGUGUGUGUGUAUAUAUAUUUCUUUGUCAUUCCACAGUGAAUCUGCCUCAUGUUUGAUGGUGCAACAAGACGUUUUAUGACUAAAUUAAAGUUAUUUUUCUUUUUAAACUGCAGCUACUGCACAUAAACAAGUGUCACACCUCACUUAACUCAUUCACUGUCAAGACGUCUUUAUAGGGAAAAUGAGUAUUCUUGAUCAUUCAAGCACAGGUGUCCAAUCAGAUUCCAAAAAGGGCCUAGUGGGUCUUUGUUUUUGUUCCAACUAUUAAACGCAGUUUGACCAAUGAGGUUUUUGCUGAUCCAAGCAGCAUCAGACUCAACUGAUUACACUUCUAAGGGAACAGAUUGGUGAAAAGGGCUGCGUUUCAAUAACUGUUUGAGUCACUCUCGCUCACUUGCCCUAGGCACUUGCUAUGACGUCUCACGUAGGCCACUUGGAUGGUGGAGGGAAAAUGGGUGGAGGGGGUGUGAAAGGUCAAUGGAACACACUUGCCCUCAUUCACUCACUGGCCAGACAAUCAUGGAUCCACCACAUGUUGUUGAGGUGGAGCUACACUACCUAUUCCAAAUCACAGAAAAAUAUACGGAGACUCGUCAUUAAGAUGGAGACGUAUUCCACUCUUGAUGGCAAUAUGUGGGUACCUGGGAAUUAUCAGAAUAAUUAGUUAUGUAUCAAAUUUUAUUUAGGCAAUUCAUUUUUUUUGCCUUAUAAUUUGUAGAUUUGUCAUUUAAAUACAUUUAACCUACUUUGUUUAGUUGAAAUUAGUUUUAGUUACAAUCCAUCCCAACGCCAUUUGAUUGAUAGACGAUUCCUUUUGUUAAAAGCAAAAAUAGAAAAGGCAAGCGAAAAAGAAAAGUCAAUGACAAAAUAUACUUGUAUAUCUUUAUUCAUAUAUUUCUCUAUAUUUUGGGCAUUCCAGUGAUUCCAUACGUUCUGCCAUAACUGCCACAGAUGGUCAAUCUAUUUUUAAAUGAUGAAUUUUACAAUUUGAAAGGCAGUUUUGUAUAACAUUCAAACACUGUGCUGGCUUCUUGCUUCAUUUUCUUCUUUGGUGGUAAAUAGACAGCAGCCAUUGGUGUUUGAGCUUCAUUUUCACCACCGCAUAUUUUCUGUACACUACUGCAACACACUGUGAGAUAUAGGGAGCUCUGAAGUGACCAUCGUUGUUGACUCAAUCACUAAGCCCUCAAAGGGUCGAUCUAGCCAAGUUCACUUCAGCUGUUUAGAGAAGUGGAACAGCCCUUAACAUGGCGGUGUGGAUUCCCCCCAAGGGCAUGUGUCUAGGGCAAGUGAGCGAGGGCACAGGAAACUUAAUGAAACGCAGCCUUCUCUUGAUGGCUUGUAAUGAAAAUCUUCAUCCAUUAGGCCGUUUGUGGAAUCGUUUCGACGCCUGUGAUUUGAAGUUUAACUCCAGUGGAAGUCCGCAUUGAUAAUUGCUUGGGUCAAAAUAUUGAAUUCAUUAAAAAAAAAAAAAAAAAUCCUGACUAUAAUAUGGUUUCAAAAUUGGGGGAAAAAUAAGUAAAGGCCGUCUUAGAAGUGUGCGCUCAAACUUUGCUCAAGUGCCAAAUAUUGUUACAAAGUGGGUAAUACUUUGUGAACGCAGAUAGACGCAUAUCUAUCAACAACAGGACUUUGCGAAAGCAAAACAGCCGGCCGGCGAUCAGUUAGAUUAGUUUUAUUGAUUUGGGUGAAGAAACUGCCUUCUAGUCUGCCUCAUUUCACAUGGCUGAAUCCAGGUGCUCCCUGUUAAGGCCAACAUAAGCUACAAUUUUGUUUGAGCUUAUGUUUUUUUUUAAUGCAUUCUUUAUUUAGUUUAAAGGUGCUUUUUUGUCUAUUUUUGUGGGAAUAUAUGACUGAACCAUUUGUUAAGAGCAUUGUAAAAAAAUUAGCAUUUUAUAACAUUUAAACUAGCGGACUCUUGCUGUGAAAGUUUUUGUUGUUGGUAAUUUAAUUUUUCCAUGUUCCUUAUCCGAUUACUCGAUUAUUGGAACUAAUGGUUAAUCGAUUAAUCGACUACUGAAAUAAUCGAUAGCUCCAGCCCUUCAGUAAAUGCUCAAUGUAUGCUAAAAUUCGCUUGAAAUGUUUUGUGUUCACACAGAUCUUAUGUCGCCCAAAGUCUGAGCUCACGAAAUCGAACAACUUCUGGCUCACGGAAAGUAAAAAUAAGGAAUAUAACGACUAUACUCUCGUGAUGUUACAAUUUUUUUUGAAAUAAUAGGACUUUAAUCUUGUAUUAACACAAAGUAUGGCUUUGCAAUCGUCAUAUUGUGACCUUUUCUGGAAGUUCUAUUUCUCUUCGUUUGGCUCCGGCAGCUAGAUACUUGGCAGGUGAAGUCACGAGAAUGAGACAAAGUACUUAAAGGCGUACCGCAAGCAACACGUCACUUUUGCUCAUUAAUAUUCAUGAUGUUAACAAUUGUAGAUAGGUGGGUCGACCUCCUGUUUGAUCCUAUUUUUAAACGAAUGGAAAUAGUGUACGAACAACAUGUUUACUGAGCUAAACCUACCAAUUCUGUCCAAAAAUGAUGUCCCCGGUGCCAAAUUCACUGGUAAAGAUGUGGAAGAACAUACAAAUGUCCAGUUAAAGAGAUUGCUGGAGUGUUGAGGGCUGAAAAAGACGAGCCGGCCUGAUCCGCGGUUAGCUUUUUUUAUCGACACCUUUUUCUGGUGUGCAUUGCCUUAUGCCACUGAAAAUGACCUCCUGUUUCAACAAGCUAUCCUUUACCACCAUAUGCCCUGUCUAUCUUAUAUAUUAUAUCCUCUGGUUGUUUCACGUCUCUGACCGUUCUUGGGGACAAUUUACAUUGCUAUUUUUGUGUAGCGAUUGCAAAUGCUACUCGGUGACAGGCAAUGAACUUUUAAUUUUUUCAUUAAUAACAUAUCUUAAUUUUAUAAUUUAUUUACACUUCCCCCUUACUAAAGUUGUAUUUUUACAACAGAAAAGGUAACAGUGGCAGUUAGAUACCAUUUAAAUUUUUUUCAGGUCAUUCAUUGUGAGACAGAACCAGCACGCCAAAACGCCACACUAAAAAAUGUAAAAAUAUCAAAAUGGCUUACUUCUUCGUCCUCUGAAGAACCGUGGACCCCAACAAAAUGUUUACUGCAUAUGAAGGCGAAUGGCUUCACCUUGCUGGUGUUAAACUGGUCUUUUGGAAGUGUGCGCAAGUUGAUCCAUACUUCACAUUUUUUUCUCUUGAGUUUUUGGUUUCGGAAAACCGAUGAAGAAAACAUCAUGUCGUUUCUCCAAGUUCCAUAGCAGCAGUGUUUGAGCGGCAUGUUUUUUUUUUUUUUUUUUAAAUUAGCUGAGAAAACGCAGAAAUAACAUGGUUUGUAUGCAAGGGCGUGUCGAUGAUGUCCCACUUCCGCGUUACCAUGGCGACGUCACUGUCUUAAAAAUAGUAUUCGUACGGUACGCUAUUUUUCUUAGUCUAUGCACAUUUUUAGCACUGCAACGAAUUUCAUGUAUUUAGAAAAAUAAUUUAAAAAACUGGAGUGUCUCUUUAAAAAAUAAAUGCUCCAGAAGACUUGACAUCCUCAUAACUUUUUGGGUAAUGUAAAGGCCUCAAUACAGACAUCUGCGAAAACAAGUUCGACAUGACCCAAAAUGUGGACGCCAGGUCUCAAUUCUAAUUAUUAAGGGUGUAACGGUACAUGUAUUUGUAUUGAACAGCUUUGGUACGUGGUUCUCGGUUCGGAACGGUAGUGUACCGAACGAGUUUCUGACGUAAUGUAACCCUUACUUUUCGAGGCUGUGAGUCGAUCGGGUUACAGUUUCUUUGUGUAGAUUAUAUUUACUCCGUCUUCUCUACUAUAAUGAGGACAAACACGGUAGGACAGUAUAACCCAGAAACGUCAACGGCGCAACAACGUGGCUGCCGCGAGAACGCAGUAAAACGUGGGUGUUAAAGUCAAUCAGCCAAUGCACACCAGUCGCAGUGCGGCCACGUGUUAGACACCUCCCAGAAGUGGCUCAACACUACGCACACAAAAAGAACGGCAGAGUUUAUUAUUUGACGCGAGACGCGACCCUCCUGCGUCAAUACUACUACCGGUAGCUAGGAUCGGGUAGACCGGAAGUCACUCGUGUAAAAAUACUGUGGAUCCAGUCUAUUUUCAAACUAAUAUGCAAUCAUAACCCGCUUUUUGAGUCCAUCAGAUCUCUUGAGUGGUAGAUCGGGGCACAGUUGACUUGUCUUUGUUGAUUUACUGCUGUCUUCUCUGCUAUAAUAAUAACCAACACGGCCCCGUGUUCAAUACAAAACCCUCCUACCACAACAAAACAGUAGGAACUUAAUAUUCACAUAGGAAUUAAAGUUAAACAACAUAAGAUAUACAAUAUAAUGAAUACUACAUUACAAUUGUAAAAUAUAAAUGCAUAAUAAAAUAGAGCUAAAACACCUGUAAUUAAAUAAUAAUUAUACACAGAUCCUGCUUACACAAUUAAAUUUAAUAAUUUCUGUGUGGCGCUCUAACUCGAGAAAAUCCACCAAUAAAGCUUUUGAAAACCGUUCAUAAGAAAGAAAAAAAAAAUUCAUUGAGGCAUUUCAUUUGUAAAAUACAUUUGUCAUUGGGAUUGCUUUUCUCUUUAGCACAGGACUUUUUUCUUCUCUUUCAGAAAGAAAGCUGACCAAUACGCGAGGUCUGAAAGGCAAAUUGUUGUUGGAUAAUUUUUAAAUACCCGCUACUUUUUGAUCAGAAUUCUAGCUUUGUAUAGGCUAAUGUUCCUAUUGUUGAAAGCACAAAGGUGUGUAAUAAACAACUAGCACAUUUAUAUUUUGCAUUUUGUUUUCUUACUGUACCGAAAAUGAACCGAACCGUGACCUCAAAACCGAGGCAUGUACCAAACUGAGAUUUUUGUGUACCGUUACACCCCUAUUAAUUCUAUAUAUAUUUUUUUAUCAAUCAUAAUUGUAUUUGUUUUUAUAAAUAUACUGUACAUUUUUAUGAAUAAGUAAAAUUAUGAAUUAAAAUGUUAAUAAAAACAAGAUUAAAACAUUUCAUAGUUUUAAACUCAUUACCUGCAAUUGACAACAACAGACGUCCGGUUCUUUCGAACCAGGCAGUGACUGCGAAUGCUCACGUUUCAAUGACAUUGACGGCGCUAGACGUCUAAUUCAUUUUGACUGGGA
Molecule: messenger RNA, 6830 nt
Organism: Corythoichthys intestinalis (scribbled pipefish)
Lineage: Eukaryota; Metazoa; Chordata; Actinopteri; Syngnathiformes; Syngnathidae
Gene: slc39a9
Product: solute carrier family 39 member 9
Exons: 7
Coding region: 408-1361 (317 amino acids)
Biological process (GO): zinc ion transport; transmembrane transport
Cellular component (GO): membrane
Molecular function (GO): metal ion transmembrane transporter activity
Source: RefSeq, a predicted model, not a curated record